Molecule: messenger RNA, 1242 nt
Organism: Melanotaenia boesemani (Boeseman's rainbowfish)
Lineage: Eukaryota; Metazoa; Chordata; Actinopteri; Atheriniformes; Melanotaeniidae
Product: mRNA decay activator protein ZFP36L3-like
Exons: 3
Coding region: 357-1133 (258 amino acids)
Biological process (GO): positive regulation of GTPase activity; cellular response to interleukin-1; lymphocyte chemotaxis
Cellular component (GO): extracellular region
Molecular function (GO): CCR chemokine receptor binding; chemokine activity
Source: RefSeq, a predicted model, not a curated record
UUUGUUGGCGGUCUUGUGGUAAAUAGACUCAUUUAUAUCUUUGACAUGCAAGAGGUGAACUCAUAGUUUCCUUUCACCAGUUUGUGGCCGUGAUGAAUAUCCCCCACAGUGUAAGUGAGGGGGAGCAGAGGGGCUUGUGUGUUAUAAGAGCUAGAUCAAAAUUAAACUACUCAGAUGAGAGAGAACUCCUCAGUUUGUCACAGCAGAAAACAUACGCACUGCGCGUGCUGUGUGAACAAGACGGCUCUGCAGCACUCAGAUCUACUGAAGCUAACAGUGAGAUCAUUUACUGAGUGAUACAGAGUGUGCUGAGAGAUUCUACGCUCCACCAUAAACACCAAAGUGUAAAUGUGAAGAUGCAGUUGGGCCUGAUUCUAGCCGCUCUUCUCUGUUUUACCACAUGGGCGAACUUGGUACAUGCAAUGCAUGGACCUGUGCAGUCCUGUUCAUGUCUUUUGUGGUCAAACACCAAAGUCCCUCCUGAUAGAAUUAAAAGUUACACCAUUCAGAAGGAAGGUGCCUGUACCAUUGCAGCAGUUAUAUUUCAGACAAAGAAAAAAAAGACAAUUUGUUCCGACCCCAACAGCAGCUGGGCAAUAAGUGUGAUUCAGAAGGUUGAUGAGAGGGUACAAGCAUCAUCGAAGAAGACACCAAAGGAAAAGGGAAGUGACAUGACACCAACAAGUCGCAUUGCAAGAACAACAGUCAUGACACCAGCAAGCGGUGUGACAUCAGGAGCAACCAUGGCACCAGGAAGUGACAUGGCACCAGCAGCAACUAUGUCAUUAACAAGUGACUUUGCACCAGCAGCAACCAUGGCACCAGCAAGUGGCAUUGCACCAGCAAGCAGUGUGGCACCAGCAGCAACCAUGGCACCAGGAAGUGACAUGGCACCAGCAGCAACUAUGUCAUUAACAAGUGACUUUGCACCAGCAGCAACCAUGGCACCAGGAAGUGACAUUGCACCAGUAGCAACCAUGGUACCAGCAAGCAGCAUUGCACCAGUAGUGACCAUGACAUCGGGAAGCGCCGUUGCACCAGCAAAGGCACCCAAAAAAAAAAACAUAUCUAGGAAGAGACGAUUCUGGAAAAAGAACAGGAAAAUGAGACAGUGGCAGAGAAAACUGUGUUGAGGAGCAACAAGAAACAAACAGUACUCAACUAUCCUACUAUAUUAUGUCUGACAGAAAUAAGCCUGAAACAAACAAAAAAAAAAAACAGUAAUAUGUCAUUUAUUUAAAA